Molecule: messenger RNA, 982 nt
Organism: Neolamprologus brichardi
Lineage: Eukaryota; Metazoa; Chordata; Actinopteri; Cichliformes; Cichlidae
Source: RefSeq, a predicted model, not a curated record
GUAAACGUGUGUGUCUUGGGGAGCAGCUGGCCAGGAUGGAGUUAUUCCUGUUUUUCACCUCCCUGCUGCAGAGGCUUUCAGUGUCUGCACCUGCUGGAGAGAAACCCAGUCUGGACUUCAUUUUGGGAGCCACACGCUGUCCCAAACCUUAUCGUCUGUGUGCUGUGCCACGAUGUAGAAGCAGUAUUAAUUCUCUGAGUACUGUUGAACCACAACAUCUGCCUGCUGUCUUUGUUCAGUUUGCAAAGAAAUAUGGAAACAUUUUCACCAUCAGAAUCUUUGGUGGAAGAACCGUGGUCAUUAAUAGCUACAAGUUUGUGAAAGAAGCCCUGGUCCAGCAAGGAGACGACUUCAUAGAUCGACCCACCAUACCAGUGUUUGAAGAAUUAUUUGGCAAUGAAGGUCUCGCGAUAGCAAAUGGUUAUCCAUGGAAGCAGCAGAGGAGAUUUGCUCUUCAUACACUCAGAAACUUUGGUCUUGGCAAGAAGACCCUGGAGUUAUACAUCCAGCAGGAGUGCCAGUAUCUCUCAGAGGCUUUCACAGAACACCAAGGCAUGAAAAAAACAUCUAUGCUUUUUUCCGAAGAGUCCAAAGAUCACCACCUUUCUCUGCGAUAGAACUGAAGUUAUGAGGCUUAUUGCCACCAUUCAGUAGAGUUUACCUACUGUUACGACAUGGGUACUUGUCCCCCAUGUGUCAGGGGGCUUUGUCUGUGACCCAGCAUUUUGAGGUCUAAGUUCUUUUGUGAAUUCAAUGUGUUUUGGAAAGUUUUAGUUUUCUCUUAUUUAGUAGUUCUAUGCUUUGGCUGUAUGUUUUGUCAUAUUUAUUCCCAUGUUGUCUGGGCAAGGUGUCUCAUCUCCCCAUCCUGUUUACAUGCCUCCUCAUGUUCUGUUCCAUGUCUCCCCUCUCUGUUAUGUUUGUCCAUGUAUGUUUCUUCAGCCCAACAUGUCUCGUUCCCUCUUGCUGUAUCCCCUGUGUUCAA